Suillus clintonianus is the source of this 1206-nucleotide messenger RNA. RefSeq lists its product as uncharacterized. The coding region runs from base 1 to 1206 and encodes 401 amino acids. The transcript has 4 exons. NCBI's taxonomy places the organism in Eukaryota, Fungi, Basidiomycota, Agaricomycetes, Boletales, Suillaceae. The record is from RefSeq and is a predicted model, not a curated record.
AUGUCCUCAGACGAUAUACAGAUGUCGUCGGUGAACCACAAAGCCACAGCCCCCACAACCACAACUCCCACCCAACACAUGAAUACCGACUCUAGAGUCAACAAGCACACACGCCCCACCUCCACAUCUCAAAACCCUUCCCCACAGACGGCUGUGCCAAACACCACACAAACUCAAGAUGUUGCCACCACCAAUACCUCGAGCCCCUCCCCUAAUAAGUGCCUUAACAUAGAGCACAAAAACCAGCUAAACACCCCAGUGGCCACUGAUCAAUGGCAAUUCCUAUGCUCGAACGAUUCCACCACAGAGGUAUCAGUCAGUGGCAUCAGAACUCUGGAUAGCGGCUUCAAAAUUACAGCCACCCUACCAGGCGGGUUCCCCAUUCCACAACUCGGACAAUCCACCUGGCGCAACAUUUCACAAAUAUUGAAAGAUAAAUGGUGCCAGAAAGAGGGUGCAAAGGUGUGGGUCAGGACAUACAGGGCGAAACAUGAGAAUAACGCCCAAGGAACUGUAGCUAAACUCAAGGAUGCAAUAACCAAGAUUAUUGGCGACUCCGAUGCCACAGACCUCAUCGUCAGCACUCCCAUGGCAGCAGUUGAGCUCAUUGAACACCUGCCUCCCCCUUGGCAUUACCUUAUCUCUGGCAUUCCCACCGAAGCCAUCGAACGGCUCCUCCGCCUCCAACCUCUCCCCACCUAUGCGUUCACUCUGGAGAACUUUUCCUUCCCUGACUCCAAAACAACCAACAAAGAGAUCGCGGAAAUAGUGAAAGACACCAUCCGCUCGAACCUGGACGUCCUACAGUUCAUCCACGAGAAUAUACCAUUCCCCGACGCAGAAGCCACCCUACACACCACCGAAUCCAUUAAGGUCACAAGCCUCACCCUCGCCCACUCCAAAACUUUAAAGGAGACAGUCUGGAAUAUCUACUUCAACUCCCCGCUGGCAUUCACGCUCAAACAGUACUUCGACUGGACUAGUAUCCUACAAAGCUUCUUCUACAUUUUGGAAGACCAUGGCUACGGCACCGCACGCCACGAUGCUCAGUUCGUCUGCGUCGGCUGUGGUUCAGACCCUCCUCCUCAGAAGAUAACUCCAAUGUCACCCUCGACAACUGGAACACAUCCAGCCACGGCCAAGGGGCCUUUAACGGCAGCCCAAACCAUGGAGGCGGAAACAGAGGCCAACCAAGAGGUCAUAUGA